Messenger RNA from Pongo pygmaeus (Bornean orangutan), 5159 nucleotides. RefSeq names its product leucine rich melanocyte differentiation associated (gene LRMDA). The transcript has 7 exons. The record is from RefSeq and is a predicted model, not a curated record. NCBI's taxonomy places the organism in Eukaryota, Metazoa, Chordata, Mammalia, Primates, Hominidae. Gene Ontology annotation, biological process: melanocyte differentiation. The coding region runs from base 1602 to 2282 and encodes 226 amino acids. Gene Ontology annotation, molecular function: protein binding.
AGAUGACCUUCAGUAACCCCCUUCUCGUGGGGGAAGGGAGAGCCGUUCUCCAAUCUCAUCUUUGAGUCAGCUUGGGCCUGUUUCCACAAGUCCUCUUCCAUCUGUCAAAGCCCUUCUAGGAAAGCUGAACUGAAAGGCAGCUGCGGAGGGCAGAGUGCUGGCUGGGUCCGGGCUCACUUCCUCCUUUUCAGGCAGGAAAAGCAGACAAAAGUGGACAAUGGACCAGAGAGGGCGCGUCCAGCAGAGAAGGAGGGAGGAGGCGGGGGAGCUGGUCCUUGGGGCUGCAGGCCUCGGAGGGUUCCCUUUGAUCCCCUUAUCUCUGGAGGGUAAGCUUUCUUUUUUGGCCUGCGGGACCUUUUGUUGCAGCAUUUCCUGGAAUCCCCCAAAGUAAACACAGUCAAGACUGCAUUCUUACUGCUCCACUCUUCUGAGCCUGCUCCUCCCAGCUGAGAGAGGGGCAGGAAGGUCAACCCUCCGAGAUCAACACCGCUCAUCAAAAUGCUGACAAGGGCCCACCUAACAAUGUGUUAGGACCAGGGCUGUCUGAGAGACGAUGCCAGUUAAGGCUGGGCUGGCUCUUAGCUGCAGCAGGCGUGGAAGAUGACAACCAGUUGAUAUCUGGUAGCUCUGUGCAUCCUGGACUUGGAGGCAAGAAUAGGCAAGGAGAAAAUCUGGAUCCAUCCUUCCAGAGAAUUCCAGAGAAAAACAGGCAUGGGUUUAGGGAGUUACCUGCCCACUAGGCCUACUUGCAUCCAGACAGGAGGCCCAUGGCCAGCUCUUCCAGAUGGGGAUGGGGUGGGUGGGGAACAGCGAACGACCCCACUGAUGACUUUAAGCCUCACAAAUCUCUUGCCCUCUGAGGAGCAGGAGAAGAAGAGAAGCCUGAAAUUUGGGGUCACCAGCCAAUUGUCCUUCCCCAGGGUUUAUUAUUGUCAGCUCUUAGAGGCCACAGGGAAAGGGUGGGGUGGUCUUAACCAAGCCAGCGUUUUAUUUAUAGGGAAAUUCAACCCCCCCAAUCCCCCUCCCCUCCUACAAAUGGAAAUUCCGCCGCACCAGGAGUCCUUCAACCUUCUAACUUUCCUUCUCCCCAGCUUUGGUGGGGAGGGAAGUUCAGCCAAGAGGCCCCUCCUCGCUGCAGUUGAGGGCCAUUAUGUAACCCAGCUUGCGAAAUGCAGGAAAGGCCCGGCUGGCUACAGCCCGGCUAACGGCUCAGAAGGGGCGCCCCUGAUAGGAAUCCCCCCACCUCAGGCCUGGCCCAGACAAACGCGAUAAAGUUGUGGGCAUGGAGUUUUGGGAAUUGGGACAUCCGGGGGAGGGAGGGGCGCGGGGAGUCGGGGUCAGGCCGCCGUCGGGGCGCGGGGCGCUGCGGGCCACCUGUUGCAGCGGGCGGCCAGGGCUCACCUGCGCGGAGACCGGGCCGAGGGGCGGCGGCGAGCGGCGGAGCUGAGGUCCCCGCGUCUGGCCCGCGCCUCCGGCUUCCGCCAGGUCAGCUGACUGCCCAGUGCGGAACUGUGUGCCCGCCGCGCUCCCUUACCGCGCUCCUCGCUGCUGCUGCCGCGCCCCCGCGCUCCGUGAAACGCGCCCGCAGCGUCCUGGCCGCCAUGGCCGGGCUCGUGGUCCGUGGAGUUCAAGUGUCCUACAUAGGCCAGGACUGCAGAGAAAUUCCAGAGCACCUUGGCAGGGACUGUGGACAUUUCGCAAAGAGGCUUGAUCUGAGCUUUAACCUUCUGAGGUCACUGGAAGGACUGAGCGCAUUCAGGAGCCUGGAGGAACUCAUCUUGGACAACAAUCAGCUGGGGGACGACCUCGUGUUGCCAGGGUUACCCAGACUGCAUACCUUAACCCUCAACAAGAACCGAAUCACUGAUUUGGAGUAUCUGCUGGAUCACUUGGCAGAAGUGACACCAGCUCUGGAGUACCUCAGUCUGCUGGGCAACGUGGCCUGUCCCAACGAGCUGGUCAGCUUGGAAAAGGAUGAGGAAGACUACAAGAGAUACAGAUGCUUUGUUCUGUACAAGCUGCCCAACUUGAAAUUUCUGGAUGCCCAGAAAGUAACCAGACAAGAACGAGAGGAGGCAUUGGUCAGAGGAGCCUUCAUGAAGGUGGUGAAGCCCAAGGCUUCCAGUGAGGACGUUGCCGGCUCCCCGGAGCGCCACUACACUCCCUUGCCUUCUGCUUCCAGGGAACUUACCAGUCACCAAGGUGUCCUGGGGAAGUGUCGCUACGUUUACUAUGGGAAAAACUCAGAAGGCAACAGGUUUAUCCGAGAUGACCAGCUCUGAAGCCAAGUUCUGUAUACCUUCACCCAUUUCACGAAAAUAAAAUCAAAAGGGAAGUCAAAAAUAAAGAAAGUGCUAAAGAAAAAACAAUAGCCCACAUUGCCUCUCUUUGGGAAAAGCUAUGACUUCAGCUUUUGGUACCUUCUGCUGACUUUGCCAGGCCUGUCAAGAUGAUCCUUCUGCCUUAGACUGAGUGGUCACAUAGAGAUUGACAUGAUUGCCCUUAAGCAGGUCUCAUCCACCAGGGUGACAGACAGCGGUGGCGAAGCAAUGGGGCUGACAGCAUGAACACCAUGAUAGAUUGCCUGGUCCUGCCACUGCUCACAGGGGAGCAGAGGUCACACCUGGGGCCUCCCUGGACAUGCUCAGUGGCUGCAGUCAAGUGAGAAAGACUGUCCUCAGCUCACCUAUUGAGUUGAAAUCCCUCUGAUACCAUCGUGCUGCGGGCUUAUUUUUAGUGAAAUAGUCACAGUUUAGGGGACGGCCACUCUCCCUCACUCCCUUUAAAUCUUAAUGUCCUGUAUUCUGCAUAUACAUAGCUCCCAUCUCUUCCUCUCCACCUUCCUUUAGCAUCAUUUUUAUGACAGGUGGUGCAUUUCAGUUUGCAGUUUUUCGGAGAACAAGGUAUAACUUCCCAGCCAGGUCAUACGUUUGUGGCUGGCUUCAUGUUGCAACAAUCCCUUUAUUGGCGUAAAUAGCUUUCCCUAAAUCCCGGACUGCAAAAGCAUGGAUUUUUAUCUUGUUUCAUUCAACUCUAAAUCCACUUCUUGCCCUGAAUAUGAUGCAGUGUGAGGCAGUAAGGCAUCUUUCUCAGCACGAGGGUUUGGUUGCACCAGGGACUCUUAUUUAUUAAUUUAUUUUUAACCAUACACACUUCCAGUGAUGCCUGUGGCCAUACUUGUGCAUGGGGCUGGCUUGCUGCUUCAGGUGCUAUUUAAAGGGAGUGAGGUGAUGAAAGAUAGAGUGAUGGGUCAGCGGGUUAAAAAAUAAAAUUAAGACUGUUGAAAACACCCACCAGACCAAAGAGUUUUUAUAGAAGGCACAAACCUUUUGGAUUUUGCAUCUUUGUCAUGACCUCUCAGAAAUCAAAUCCACAGGUUGUGAGACGGUGCUAUGUCUUCCUAUAUGCUUGGCUGUGCACUAGCACUAAUGCCACAAGGAACAUAAGUGUGAUCAUUGCUAGUUGGGCAACUCUAAGUUGAUCUAACUUGCUGAUGCACCAGUCAAAUCACUGUAGAAGAUAUUCAAAAGGCUGAUUGUUCUUGACACGAUAGUGUUUAUUUUUCUGCUUCUUCUGUUUAGACCAAGUGUUCAUUGUCCUCCCAGUAUUAGGUCAGUUUGGUGACAGCAAAACCUGAAAGAGAAUCCCUCCAAGUUAUAGAUACUGAGGGACUAGGAGCUGCUGUUGUAAAACUAUGGGGACUCAGAAUCCCUAAGCUGCCCAAGGAGAACCUACUUUCUCAGCUCUAGCCCGUUUACAUAGCCUCUGGCCCACUGAGUCAACAUAGGCCUUGAAUGACAUGUAUUGAGGCUGGCAGGAGUCCCUGUUAGAGAUUAUGCAACCUUUGUUAAUCAGUUCUUUAGAAAAGUUAACAUUAAAAUCCUCAAAACCAUGACUAAUUGGAGAAUGUUGAAUGUUUGCCUUUAUCUCUCAAAGCCAUUAGUAACUGGAGUUGAGUACCUUUUCUCUGUUUGAUCUACAAAACAGCACUGGAAAAAUGCUUUAAAUUAUCUGCAUUUGGUCCCACCCUGAGUCGUUGUUUAGAAGCAUCAACACAUGUUUUCUCCCUGGCAUAAUAUGGGCAGCCAGAGUUCUGUGCAAGGGCAGCUAGACGAGUCCAAUGUCAUAUCCAAUCUAGCCACACAUAUAUCCUUGUCUUUAUAGAAGGCUUUAACCCUGCCUCAAACAAUCAAAAAGCACUUGUGAACUCACCACAGAAUUUUUCCAUCUUUAUUUUUCUUACUUGUUUACUUUUUUUAAUGUCAGAACCAUUUGUAGCAUGCACAGGAAUGUCUCCCUCAAUGUGAGCUUUGGAGGCAAAACAUAUUUUUGGAGUGAGUUAUUGACCACAUCGUUUCCCUCUCUUUGGGUUGUUUAUUUUCUUCCAGAAUGGUGUAAUAACUUUAAUUAAGAUUAGCUUUAAUUAUAAAUUACCUAAAGGCCAUCACUAAGGUAUAUUCAUCUUAUUGAUAGAAUUAUAGUGAGCUUUGUUUCUCUUAAGCAGGGAUAGUGAUAUUGAAGUGCUGGGUUGGUUACAGUUCCACUGUGUGUUAACCAAAAUUUGCUGUGCUAGAGCUAGAUUUUGGUCUGAACUGGCAGAGGUAGAACCCAUGUUGCAUGUUUAUCUUAAAUCUGUAGGAAUUUCCCAAACCUUGUUUUUCAAAGUCGAGAAGUAGAAAGUAAUAAAUUCAAUCAGGGCCCAGACAGGUUUUGUAGCCCCUUUACCCUUUGGUCUUUCUUCUUUUUAUCCUAUUCCACUGAGCUUGUUCUUUGGGGAUUGUGGUGCCUGACAUCCCUGUCUUUCCUCCCCUGAGACGCUGACUUGAGUGGAGAGACCUCAGCAAUACAAGGAUGUCCUGCAGCUCUCUGUUGCCUCAGCAAUGUCAGGACGACUGUCUCUUUCCUAAGUAACAUAAUUUUAAAGAACAAUUUGUUCCUUAGGGAAUAAUGUCUUGGAUUGUGGGGAAUCCUGUUAAAAGUACAACUAUUGCAAUCAUUUGCUUUUACUUUUACCAGCCUCGCUCAUAAACCCUCCAUCUGUUUGUUGCUUUAAAUAGAAGCACAUUAUAAGAGAUUAUCACUUGAUCAGGCUGCAUGUCUGAGUGUUGUGUGUUUUCACAUACUCAUGUAUACUAAGGAAUAAAAGAAAGCAAACCACA